AUGGCGAAGCAGAAGCAAGUCGCUCCUGAAGACUCUGACAACGAAUCACAGGUUCCCAGGCCUCAGCCCGAACAAGAAGACAGCAGCGAGGAAGAAGAAGCAGCAACUUCAUCUGACGAGGACGAAGACACAUACGAAGGUGAAAAUGAACGUGAGAAACACGUGCUGGUUCCCAGGAAGCCUCAACCGCAAAAGGUUUCCAAACCCUCGUCAUCUUCUUCUAAACCCUCUCCAAAGUUGAAGUCUCAACCUUCGACUUCUGUCAGUCAAACCAAAUCCGGGUCAAAGCAUGCAGCCGAAAACAGUAUCGACCACUCGAACCAUCCAAAACAUGGGAAGAAGGCACAGGAGGAUCACGCCGUUGGCUCCGUUGAAGAGGAUCCGCAUAAAUCACUUGACGAGUUCAAAUCCCUCUUUCAGAGGGUUUUCAGCGAGGAAGAUGAGAUAGGUAUCUUGAAAGGCCUGUCUGAGUUCAUCGAGAAAACAGGGAAGGAACCCUAUAAAUACGUUGAUGAAUUUUACGAUUUUAUGAAGGGGUCGAAUUUGAUUCGAGCAAAUGUAUCAUGCAUGCAAUUGAAGGAUAAGAUCCGCCGGCUGAAGAAGAAGUUUGAGAACAACCUAGAAAAAGAGAAUAACGGCAAGGGGACAACCUUAAAGCAGCAUGAGUUGGAAGCACUUCAGUUGGGAAAGAAUGUUUGA
Messenger RNA from Arachis stenosperma, 699 nucleotides. RefSeq names its product GLABROUS1 enhancer-binding protein-like. Gene Ontology annotation, cellular component: nucleus. Lineage: Eukaryota; Viridiplantae; Streptophyta; Magnoliopsida; Fabales; Fabaceae. Gene Ontology annotation, biological process: regulation of DNA-templated transcription. The transcript has a single exon. The coding region runs from base 1 to 699 and encodes 232 amino acids. The record is from RefSeq and is a predicted model, not a curated record.